Molecule: messenger RNA, 1885 nt
Organism: Jatropha curcas
Lineage: Eukaryota; Viridiplantae; Streptophyta; Magnoliopsida; Malpighiales; Euphorbiaceae
Molecular function (GO): RNA-DNA hybrid ribonuclease activity; nucleic acid binding
Source: RefSeq, a predicted model, not a curated record
AGAAAAUGAAGUUAAAAAAACGCAUACAUUCUGGAAUUCUUCGGAUUACAAAUUUCUUCUUUAGGUCUGGUUUCUAACAGCAAAAGAUUUGAAGGACACCCCAUCUCUUCGAUAACCAAAUCCUAAGAGGAGCAGACUCUCGAAUAACCCAUUAACCGCACAUACCCAAAUGUCUAUCCUCCUCUCAUCCACAUCUCCUCUGCAGCUCUACUCUCCUCAAAGAUUUUUGCAACAUUGAAUUAGUGUAUUGUAAAUUAAGCAAUUUUAAUAGAAUUUAUUGCUCUUCCAAAGAAGAGCAAAUUGUUAUGAGCUGCUUAUCACGUGUUUCUUUGUACACUGCGGCUGUAUUUGGAAGGGCGACCCAUAGCGUCUCGACGAGUGCUUCUCAUCAGUGUUCUACUCCCUUGUGGAAAAGAAGCUUUGAGCAAACUGGUAUUAAAAUAAUCAAUUCGGAACCUGUGUUGCCUAGAUUUCGUAUUCAGUGCUAUUCCUCUACAAAAGGUAGUGUAAGAGCUUCACGCAAGAAGGAAUCGAAUCUUGAGCCAGCAGUUAUGGAGCCAGAGAUAGAGAAAGACGCUUUCUUUGUUGUGCGGAAAGGCGACGUUGUUGGCGUUUAUAAGAGUUUCGCUGAUUGCCAGGCUCAAGUUGGAUCAUCGGUAUGGGAUCCUCCUGUCAGUGUAUACAAAGGGUAUGCUUUACCUAAGGACACUAAGCAGUAUCUUGUUUCUCGUGGGCUCCAGAAUGCUUUGUACACAAUCAGAGCUGAGGAUUUGAAAGAGGACCUUUUCGGGACGCUUUUACCUUGUCCUUUUCAGCAACCCACUUCUUCCAGAGGAGACUCAUGUGUGCUGGAUGCAACAACAAAGAAGAGAUCACAUCAAUUAGUGGAAUUGCAGACCGUGGAAGCAGAUGGAUCAACAUCUAGUUUAACUGAUCCCUUGAGAAAGCACGUCAAAUUGGAUAAUCAAAGUGAGGCUCAGCAGUCCUGUAUUCUCGAGUUUGAUGGUGCUUCAAGAGGCAAUCCUGGACCAGCUGGUGCAGGAGCUCUAUUGCGGACUACUGAUGGCAGUGUGAUCUGCAGAUUGCGAGAAGGGUUGGGUACAGUCACAUGUAAUGUGGCUGAAUAUAGAGCUGUGAUUUUAGGAUUGAAAUAUGCUCUUAAAAAAGGCUAUACGAAAAUCUGUGUGCAAGGUGACUCCAAACUCAUCUGUUCUCAGAUUCAGGGUUCAUGGAAGGUCAAACACAAAGACAUGGCCAAACUAUAUGAGCAGGUCAAAAAGCUUAAAGACAAGUUUAUUUCUUUUCAGAUCAGCCAUGUCCUAAGGGAAUUUAACUCUGAAGCUGAUGCUCAAGCCAACUUGGCCGUCGCUCUUGCUGAUGGCCAAGUUCAAGAGGAAUGUGCAGAGGGAUAGAGACUGAAUGGUGUGUUUUCAUUUGAACUCGUUCAUUUAGAGAUCAAACUGCAGAAGCAAGUGAAUUUACAACUUACAACAAUUGCAGAGCAAUAGCAAUUUUACAAUAAACAUUUUCAGUUUGAUCUCCGAAUGGAUUUGAUAUUUUGCCUUGAAUUUUGAAGCAGCACAGAAAUAGAUUUUUUCAAGCCCAUUAGCGUCACCGACAAUAGCCAAUGGUGUUGGCUCAUUUCCCAUUGCCGGUCCAAUUUUAAGAGAGAGAAUUGUGAGCUUUUGGGUGAUUUUGAGUUCAGGUUUUGACUGUUAUUUCCCAUUUGUAUUUUGUAAUUCUUCAUUUUAUUAGUGAAUUUUGCUCCCAUUUGCUCCUGGAAUAGGCUUAUGUCCAACCACGUAAAAAAAAUUUUCCUUAAUUUAUUUUAUCUAUUUUGUAGUUGCAUUCUGUUUAACCUGAAUAAAUAUUUGCUUCUGUUGCA